This is a messenger RNA of Drosophila nasuta, 1257 nucleotides long. Its product is annotated as putative gustatory receptor 58c. The record is from RefSeq and is a predicted model, not a curated record. The coding region runs from base 1 to 1257 and encodes 418 amino acids. Lineage: Eukaryota; Metazoa; Arthropoda; Insecta; Diptera; Drosophilidae. Gene Ontology annotation, biological process: sensory perception of taste. Gene Ontology annotation, cellular component: membrane. The transcript is spliced from 3 exons.
AUGACCUUUUUUUCUUGGUUUAUGUUGCCCAAAUACUAUCACUGCCAGAAGCUGGAUAUGUUGGCUAUCGCCUACAGUGUCGUGUCGAUAGCCAAGAUCAUCACCGUUCUUAUAGUCAUCUCCAGCAUCUGGCUGCUCAGCUCGCAAUGGCUACAAGUACUUAACGGAUUCAUGAUGUUCCAACAGAUAUAUCGAUUCUUCAAGAAAGAUAAAGGAUUCAUUAGAAUUUACUGCACUGUGUUGCACAUAAUCUACAUGCUGCUAAUAGCCUGUUAUAUUUGUUUUUUGAUGCCCAAAUACUACAAUUGCCAGAAAUUUAACAUGUUGGCCAUGGCCUACAGUGUCGUCGCGAUAGCUAAAGUCGCCUGCGUUCUCAUACUCCUCUUCAGCAUCUGGCUUCUCAACACACAAUGGCUGUUAAUAAUUAACGAAUUCUUGAUGUUCCAGCAAAUAUAUCGUGAAGAGUUUUCUGGACAUGGCAACUGUAUGCUAUAUAUUUGGAAACUUCUGCUGACCCUUUCCCGAUUUCUGCUGCUAUUCGUUCAACUGUUUGGACCUCCCAGCAUAUUUAUGUGCGACAAGUUUGAAGGACCGAGAGGACGAUUCGCUCCCUUAUAUGUACUGCUUUCAUUGUCAAUUGUUCUCAUGGAAAUUCUACUGACAAGUGUUGACUAUUGGGUAUAUUAUUUGUUACACCUCAGCAAUCGAGUGCUGGGCUUUAUGUCGGAGGAGGCGGAGGGACUACGACAAGAUUUAAACUGGUUGCCUCAACGAAGUGGCAGCCAUCGAAAUGUUUACCAGCAGCAACUCUAUGCUGCCUGGCAUAAACUCUGGCGUCGCUGUUUGCGGCUGGAUAGAUUAAUCCACUUUAUGCUAAAGAUCAGCCAAUGGCACAUACUUCUUAACUUAUUUGCCUGCUAUUUAACCGAUAUUACCAUAAUAUUUAACAUUAUCAUUUAUUCAACUGAAUCCGAUAAUUUUCAUUUAAUCCGUUUAAUGGUCUGCUCUUUGCUGGGCAUACUAUUUCACUCCGAUAUUAUGUGCUACUUUGCCAUCUUUGCAAUGAAUCGUUCACAGUGGAAAAAUCUCUUAGCGAACAUGGAAGAGCUCUGGUUCACUCUUGGUGACCUUAACUUCAAUCCGAGUACUGAUUCUUACGGCAUUGCAAUGCAGCGUCAGAUGGACGUACUGACAGACAGACGGACAUACGGACAUACGGACAUGACUAGAUCGUUUCAGCUGUUGACGCUGAUCUAG